This is a messenger RNA of Schistocerca gregaria, 3103 nucleotides long. Its product is annotated as leucine-rich repeat and fibronectin type-III domain-containing protein 3-like. The coding region runs from base 192 to 1169 and encodes 325 amino acids. Lineage: Eukaryota; Metazoa; Arthropoda; Insecta; Orthoptera; Acrididae. The transcript has 2 exons. The record is from RefSeq and is a predicted model, not a curated record. Gene Ontology annotation, molecular function: protein binding.
CCGCCGCCCGGCGUGUCACGGCGGACGACAGAGCCGUGCGGCGGCGUCUUUUUGCUGCGUCGGAUUAUCGGCGCCUGACCUCAGGCGAGACUCGGUAUAAAACCGCGCCGGUGGCGGCACCGUCUGUAAAAAUAAGCGACGUCCGCAGGCAGCUAGCACGCAACGCCGCGACAGCUCCGUACGCACGCAAGAUGUUACGAAUCGCAAAGUCGCUGCCGCUGCUGCUGCUGGCGUCGUGGGCGUCGGCCGCUCCGGCCGUCGUCUCGGCGCCCCUGUCGAUGACGGCGCCGGCGUCCUCGUCUUCGGACGAGUCCGAGCUGGCACCGUCGCCGUGCAAGACCUACUGGACGUACACCGGCUCGAAGGCGGACUGCCGGGCCGCCGGGCUGACCGAGCUGCCGGCUUCGCUGGACCCGGCGGCGCAGCAGCUCGACCUGUCCGACAACAACCUGACGGCGCUGCGCAACGGCUCGCUGGCGGCGCUGGGGCUGUCGGCGCUCGAGCUGCUCGACGCGGGCGCCAACGCGCUGGCCGGCGUCGAGCCGGACGCGUUCCGCGGGCUGCGCCUGCUGCGCACCGUGCGCCUCAGCGACAACCGGCUGCGCACGCUGCACGCCGACACGUUCGCGCACAACCCGCGCCUGCAGGAGCUCUUCCUGGACGGCAACCCGCUGGCGGCGCUGCCCGCCGACGGCGCCUGGCUGCGCGCGCCGCUGCUGCUCGUGCUCGACGCGUCGCGCUGCGGCCUGGCCGCGCUGCCGCGCCGCGCGCUCGCCGCGCUGCCGCACCUGCGCGCGCUCUACCUCGCGCGCAACAGGCUGCGCGCGCUGCCCUCCGCGCCCGGCGCCUUCGCCGCCUCGUCGGCGCUGCUCUUCCUCGACCUGUCGGCCAACCGGCUGCGCGACCUGCCCGCCGGCGCCUUCUCCGGGCUGGGCGCGCUGCGCAGGCUCGACCUGCAGGACAACGAGCUGCGCGCGCCGCCCGCCGCCGCCUUCGCGCCUCUGCGCUCGCUGGCGCGCCUCGAGCUGGGAGGCAACCCGCUGGCGUGCGACUGCGCGCUCUACCCGCUGCGCUCCUGGGCCGCCGCGCGCAACCUGUCCGUGCGUGCGCACUGCGCAGCCACCGGCGCCGCCUGGUCGCUGCUCGACAACCUAGACUGUCCGGCCUGAGUCGCCGCCGCUCCACGUCCGUCCGGCAGCAGCUCCCGGCGGCUACUCACCCGAGCGGUGCCCCACUUUCCUUUCGCCCACGCCCCUCAUCUUUCAUCCGUUCCAUUUCGAGCACUGUGCGAACAGUUUCCAUUACAGUGCAACUCGUUACUCUCGCUCUACUUGAUGCUCCUAGCCGACAUCGCCCUCUAACACUCUGUAGCUCAUUUCUGUACCACAUUCCGGCCCGUACCACUCGUUCGCAUAUUUCCCCGGUGGCGGUUCCUGACGCUUAUUCGAUUGCCUCACUUUCCUCUUUAUUUCUUUUCUUGACCUUCAGUCUUCCGUUUCUAUCAUUCAAAUGGUUCCCAUUAGAAUGUCGUUCAUUGCUCAGUCUACUGUGCAUUGAACCCGUUAUGAUUUCUCACAAAGGUGCUACCCUCACAAACUUCACAACCUUUAUUCCUACAAAAAAUAGAACAUAUUCUUCCGUCGUACUUACAUUUGCCCGACGUUUUCUCCAAAAGUAAUACGAAAGCACUGUCUACUUCUGUUUAUGUCUGGUUCUUCCAUCCCUUUAAGUUCAUGCACCUUGAAAUUUCUAUAGAAUUGUCAGAGACUUACCUCUGAAUGUGUACCCUGCGUACAGAGACAAAAGGUUAGUGAAUAGUUUUAAGUAGUGACUACAGCCUCUCCACCUGGAAGUACUAACAGAAGAAUCAAUAAUUCUCCAAAUGCCAGUUUUUCUUCUUCUGUGCUCAAGUAGCAUUAAUAGCAUUUGUCCAGCCACUUCUUUACAGUUGCGCUCCUCUCAAUUUCACUACCAUCCUUAUUUUAUCAGCGCAGUUCUUGUCACAGUUUAUGAGAUUCAUCAGUAUUUAAUGCAUGUUUCGUGAACAAUGUCAAAAAUUACUUGUACGUACUGUUCAAAACACGAUUGUACAUGUUAAUUUCUCUAUUAAUAUUACCUAAUGAUUCAAUCUCUAACCCAAACUAUGACACAAACAUUAGUGUACUCACUAAAUUGUGUCUGGGUAGCCAUUUAAUUGUUACUAAAGUUAAAUAUUUAGUGUAAUCAAUCUCUUCAUAUCCAUCUCUCAGUCAGUAAUGAGUAAAUUAAAUUUCAUAUACAUAUGUUACAACAACAGUGGUAUGUACUCUUCUACUGUCUAUAUUUUGCUGUCACACUGCUGGGAAUAUUGCAAGUGUCCUUGAGUGGCAAAUGUUGCUUAUAUGGUUCAUAUUCUCUUCCUUACAUUAUCCACACCUCCUGUCCACAAGCUUCCUUCCCUUGCCCUUCCUAUUCUGCUUCUAUCCUUGAGUAAAGAAUUCUCACAGCAUUUAGUUUUAUCAUAUCCAUUUAGCUAUUCUUUCAUAUUGUAAAUACGUUUAUCAUACUACGAUCAUUUUUCAUUUAUUUCAGCAAAGAAAAUCGUUCACUUUGAUAUGUGGAAGACUGUCUUCCUCACUCAUUACUUUUCCAAAGCAUAUUUUCAAUCAUGACUGAUGAUACCAUUGUACAAUGAACUACACAGACGACACAAGUUCUUUGUAUGUGGUCUUCUGUUUCCCGACUGAUCAAACUCAGGAGAAUCCACACAUUGUACAGCCAGUGUAUAUACAGUGCAGUAUUCACGCUAUGUGGGAGUGUCUACAUAAGCUUCUUAUUUUUUCUUGGGCUUUAUUGGAUUCACUCUCUGACUGGAAAGUUAGUGUCUUAAUUGAACUAUAUCGACAAUGUCGUUUUACAGUAUUCGUGAUUUUGUUGCUUAAUCACCUUUUGAGAACCGAAUUAUAUCUAUUUUCCCCUUAAGUUGUAUGUAGUGAUUUGUAGAAAACAUUUCAUUGACAUUGCUACAUCCAAGAUUGUAGAUAUUUAUUUAUAUUUAUAGACUGAAGAUACAAUGUAAUUUUUAUGCCAGUACAAUGUAAUAAAAUAUGUUAAACAAAAAUUA